ACGCAUAACCCUUAACCUGACAGGGUCGGCCUCUUCAGCAACCGUUGGGCGUCCAUUCACCUUCACCUGCUACGUGUCCAAUGAGUACAGGCUCCGCUCUGGGAUAUUAGUCUGGACACGGCAGUUGCAUAACGUAACACAGAAUUACUUUAUGAAAAGGAACAUUUUCAAAUUAAACGAAGUGAAGUGCUGGGACAUCGAGUCUUCCAUCUAUAAUCUAACUUGCCCAAGAAAUGGUAUUUACACUCUGACAAUUCCUGACGUUGACUUUGACACGGAUCAGAACACGAACUGGACAUGUAAAUUCAUCGGUGUGAGAAGCAACAUUAUAGCUCUUGAUGUCAAUGUUCCACUAGAAAGCAUCACACUUCUCAAUUCAACACCACGAGUUAAACACGUCACUGAAGGUGACAACAUAACUUUUGAGUGUGAAACAAGCCCGACGAAACCACCUUCAACAAUAACAUGGAUGGUUGCCGAGACGGCCAUGACAACCGGUGUGACGUCAUGGUCACGCAAUAACCAAGGUCUUACUACCACCAGAAGUCGGUUUACAAGAACGGUAACAUCAGAAAUUCACAUGAAGGACAUACGAUGCGAUGGAAGCUACACCGAAACGAAUUUGACGCUCACAUCGAAGAUGAUACAACUUGCUGUGGAUGAUGGUUUCUAUGAAGGCAUUGAUGACUCGACGAGGGAAAGCGAUGCUAAGACCACCUAUGAAGAACUACAAAACAGUCAAAACGCCGGCCCAGUGGCGAGGGGAGGGGUUAUGUUUGGUGCUGGUGUUGGCGUUGGGAUGGCAUGUCUGGUUCCCUUUAUCGUAGCGGCGGCUGUCUACAUCGUAUGCAGGAGAGGACGCCAAACAUUGAAGGAUGCAGAUCCAACGCAAGCCACGGAAAUGACAGUGAACAGAACAGCGCAACCCUCUGAUGGUUUCUAUGAAGGCAUUGAUGACUCGACGAGGGAAAGCGAUGCUAAGACCACCUAUGAAGAACUACAAAACAGUCAAAACGCCGGCCCAGUGGCGAGGGGAGAUGGUUUCUAUGAAGGCAUUGAUGACUCGACGAGGGAAAGCGAUGCUAAGACCACCUAUGAAGAUCUACAAAUCAGUCAAAACGCCGGCCCAGUGGAGAGGGGAGAUGGUUUCUAUGAAGGCAUUGAUGACUCGACGAGGGAAAGCGAUGCUAAGACCACCUAUGAAGAACUACAAAUCUCUCAAAACGCCGGCCCAGUGGUCUAAGGCGCUGCGAUUCGCUUUGCAGAGUUGCGUCCCUUGGGCACGCCAGAAACCUAUGAUUGUGGGUUUGAAUCCCGGUUCGCCCCGAUUAUGUUUCUAGGUUUGUCAGCGCCAUACCCAUGCUCAUGGGUUUCACCGAAGUAUUAAACGUCUGAGACCUGCAUCAUUUCGGGCUUUCCUCCCACAUUAAGCGGACACAAUCCAACUCACUCACUAUCAAAACACCACCGACAUAGUUAUAAGAUUUGGUGUCAUCGCCCUAGAUACUCCGAGUUCUUGCCUGAAACCUUUGUUGAACAAACAUCCUCAUCAAAAGUUUCAUUUUAACAUCAGGUGUUACCUUGCAAACGUCUUUUUAUUUGGGCAUACAGACAACCAUUUAGAACUAUUUUACACACAUUCACAUUUCGAACCUGUAAACAGAACCUGAUUGCCUCAGUAACUAGAUGUGUGCAAAAUAAGAGACAACAGGCGUUGUAAAUUCCCUGCAAAUACAAAUAGUAAGUAGAGUUUAAUGUGAACUUAUUAUCGGCUGCGAUAGAAGCUAUAGAAGUUGUUUUUUUAAGCAAUUUUACACAUUCCAUGACUUCAACGACAACUAAGGAACUCAGACAAAAAGAAAAUUAACGUUUUGGCCUUGAACUUAAACAAAUCCUCACUGGCCAUAUUUUCAGUAUUAUGACUGUUAAAUCAUGGCAAUGAAUACGAAAGAACAAACUGAAUGGACAUAAUAAUGAUUUAAGUAUAAGGUAGUGUGUUGUUUUGGAUGUGAGCAUUUAUAUCUCAGGCUAACGCUAAGGUCAACUGACUAGUGGGUGAUCAGGAAAGCUAUCGUCAAUCCUGCAAUGCAUGUGUGCUUUGAACAUCCCUCUGUGUAGAGCGGUAGUAGAAGUAGUAGUAGUAGUAGUAGUAGUAGUAGUAGUAGUAGUAGUAAAAGUAGUAGUAGUAGCACCAGCAGCAAUUAUUAUAUUUUACAGAUUUGAAAAAAUUAAUUGCAGCAAAGAGGGUUCAGAUGGUGCUGGCACAAGUGCUGUGCAAAGGUUCAGUUUUUAUCAUGAAAUCAUCGCAUACCUGUCUGUGACGAGCUCGUUGUAUAGUAAGGUUAUUCACUAACUUCCAGAUGGUGCUUUCAAAGAUUUGCAGUGUAUAAUGUAGACUAAACUUCAUUCAUCAACCUUUGCAUUGCAUAUUUAAUGGCCAUCCGUUUACAUGUUGAUGUUGUGUACAUAUUGAACCUUUGUUGAUAUCUUCCUUUAUGUUUUUAGUUCCUGUUCUCAAAGCAUCUACUGUCAUAUAUCUUUGUACCGAUCCUCACGCAACAAGGACAAACAGUGAUAUCUUUGGUAAACGUAUUGAUGUUGUCAAAGAGAAUACGUUGAUUCAGUUUAUUGGCACAUAUUGACGUUGACAAAGUCAGUAUUUAAUUUGUCUUACCAGUGUGGACAAUCCUGAGAGUGAAAACUGUUACAGUAAACUACGGUUAUAACGAACUCAAAGGGACUACUAAUUUUAGUUCGUUAUAACCGUAAUUCGUUAUAAGCAUAUAUACAGCAUAACUACAGCAUAUAGUCGGGACUAAAAAGUUAGUUCGUUAUAUCCGUUAGUUCGUUAUAAGCGUGUUCGUUAUAACCGUAGUUUACUGUAUUUCUUAAAUUAAGUAGGUAACAGCCUUCAAAUCCAAAUUAGCAUAUUCUAAAAGGUGGCUUCAAAGCUGUUGCUUUCGUAAUUAUAUAAGUUCCUUUGUUUGCUUAUACACAUCACCUACUUAUUGGCGUCUUUACUACUAAUGAAUGUUUUUUUGUUAUUAUUGGGUUUUACCUGUAGCUUUGAUUAUGCAUGAUUUUAUAUUGUCAAAUGCUAAUAUAUGCAUAUAUGCACGUUUAUAUUACAAUAAUGUACUGCUAUGUUGAUGUUAUAUUGGAGAGGAGUUUCAUAUUUUUUAGAUGUAAAUAUCCCAUAGAAGAAAGACAAUAUUGCGUAUACCAGAAGAAUUUGUUGUCAUUCCAAACAUGUUAAAAAUACAACAAUUGUACUAAAUUGUCAGUAAUAAAAGAAUUAAAAAAAUUUAAAUCUUCCUAAUACUGCUUCAGACAUCAUACACUGUCUGCACUGUCAUUUUAACUGGUAUGUGGGCGUGAGAGUAAUGAAGUUUUGUUGACUUUCAUGUAUAGGUGGUGCUCUGCUUUGACAACUG
Haliotis rufescens (red abalone) is the source of this 3434-nucleotide messenger RNA. RefSeq lists its product as uncharacterized. Lineage: Eukaryota; Metazoa; Mollusca; Gastropoda; Lepetellida; Haliotidae. The transcript is spliced from 9 exons. The coding region runs from base 152 to 1243 and encodes 363 amino acids. The record is from RefSeq and is a predicted model, not a curated record.